Messenger RNA from Gossypium raimondii (Peruvian cotton), 1519 nucleotides. RefSeq names its product metal tolerance protein 9. The transcript is spliced from 6 exons. Gene Ontology annotation, cellular component: membrane. The coding region runs from base 157 to 1398 and encodes 413 amino acids. NCBI's taxonomy places the organism in Eukaryota, Viridiplantae, Streptophyta, Magnoliopsida, Malvales, Malvaceae. Gene Ontology annotation, molecular function: monoatomic cation transmembrane transporter activity. The record is from RefSeq and is a predicted model, not a curated record. Gene Ontology annotation, biological process: transmembrane transport; monoatomic cation transport.
CUUGAUUGAUUUAUAUGCUCAGACCAUUUGUGCUUUUGGGUAAGUGGAGCAGUUGAAUUUGCAUCGAAAUCUCUACAACUGUAUGCAAAUUUUGUCCCUAUAAGAAGAGUGAUACUUGGUCUUUCUCUUCCAAUAAAGCAGUUGUUGGAGUAAAACAUGGCGAAUGGAGUAAAAUAUGCCAACAACCUUCGAACAGAUUCGUCGGACUACCGAGCUGAGCUUCUGUCACCGGCUCCAAAUGGAGAGAAUCAUGUAACUAUGGCGAGUGAACAAUCUUGGCGACUCAACAUGGAUAAGUUUCACCUUCCAGAGAGACGCAAGGAGUCCUCCUAUUUUAGCCUUGGGUAUUUUAUCAAGGCCUUAAGGAGACAUAGAAAACUUUCACAGUAUUACAAGAGACAGGAAGAGCUUCUUAAAGGGUUCAAUGAAGUGGACGCAUUUAAUGAAUUGGGCAUUUUACCUGGGAGUUUGUCAGAGGAGGAAAUGAAGCAGGUAGCAAGGAGUGAGAGGGUGGCAAUAUAUGCAUCAAAUGUGGCAAAUUUGGUGCUUUUCUUGGCAAAAGUAUAUGCAUCUGUUAUGAGUAGAUCAUUGGCAGUGAUAGCAUCAACUUUGGACUCUUUGCUGGAUCUCUUGUCAGGCUUUAUUCUGUGGUUUACUGCUUAUGCUAUGAGAAAACCAAAUCAGUAUCGCUAUCCCAUUGGCAAAAACAGGAUGCAACCUGUUGGAAUUGUUGUUUUUGCAUCCGUAAUGGCUACACUGGGGUUGCAAAUAUUGUUUGAAUCAGGCCGAGAACUGCUUAUCAAGGCACAACCUGAAAGGGAUCCCGUGAAAGAAAAAUGGAUGAUUGGGAUUAUGGUAUCAGUGACACUAGUAAAAUUGGUGCUCAUGUUAUAUUGUCGUAGAUUCCAAAACGAAAUCGUCAAGGCAUACGCUCAAGAUCAUUUCUUCGACGUUAUCACUAACUCAAUUGGUCUAGGAACUGCCGUUUUAGCCAUCAAAUUCUACUGGUGGCUCGAUCCUCUUGGUGCCAUUCUUAUAGCGUUGUACACAAUGGGGAAUUGGGCAAACACGGUGAUGGACAACGUAUGGGCCCUAAUCGGGAAGACAGCACCACCGGAGUAUUUAGCGAAGCUGACCUACUUAAUUUGGAACCACCACGAAGAGAUUAGACACAUCGAGACAGUUAGAGCCUACACCUUUGGUUCUCAGUACUUCGUGGAGGUUCACAUAGUAUUGCCUCAAGACAUGACCCUUCCCCAAUCUCAUAAUAUUGGACAGACUCUUGAAGACAAACUCGAGCAACUUCCCGAAGUGGAACGAGCUUUUGUGCAUGUGGAUUUUGAUACCAUUCAUCCGCCGGAGCACAAACCUAAAGGGACACCCUCAUCAUCACCCUGAAACUCCAUCUUCAGUCUAUAUGCCUUCCAGGAAACUAGGCUAGUUCUGUUUCCGAAUUAAUGUUUUAGUAACCUUAAUUAUCAAAUAAAAAGAAAAAACAGGAACAUGUUAUUUGCUGCUA